UUCAUCUUGGCAACUGAAGAUAUUCUCCCCUGAAAAGAUUAUAUCAAUUUCAGGUAGUUGUAAAUGACGCUUUGCGAGUAAUUUAUGGCACACACUUCCAGUUGGAAGAUGGACUUUGCCAAGUGGUUCUCGAUGUUGGCCAAGCUUCUAAUGUAAAUAGGAUCGAAAAUUGCGUAAGCUGACCAAUGAAAAGGUGUUCUUUGGAACCAGUCACGAGAUAGCAAGUAGUAUUCUGACCAAUCACCUUUGAGAAAAAUAAACCAAUCAUGAAUGUAGGCGCGAACUUAUAAAUCGCCGGUAGCAUUACUUUCAUCAUUUUCCAUCUCUUUUCCUAAGGUGUAGACUUAAGGUUUGUUAUCGAUGGCUCGUACCAAGCAAACAGCGCGUAAAUCUACUGGAGGUAAAGCACCUCGCAAACAGCUUGCAACCAAGGCUGCAAGGAAGAGUGCCCCAGCAACCGGUGGCGUGAAAAAACCGCAUCGUUACAGGCCCGGAACUGUCGCUCUUCGUGAAAUUCGUCGGUACCAGAAGUCCACAGAGCUGCUGAUUCGCAAGUUGCCUUUCCAGCGUCUUGUGCGCGAGAUUGCUCAAGAUUUCAAGACGGACCUUCGCUUUCAGAGUUCAGCAGUGAUGGCCCUUCAGGAGGCUAGCGAAGCGUACCUUGUUGGUCUUUUUGAAGACACCAACUUGUGCGCCAUCCACGCCAAGCGUGCUGCAAGGAAGAGUGCCCCAGCAACCGGUGGCGUGAAAAAACCGCAUCGUUACAGGCCCGGAACUGUCGCUCUUCGUGAAAUUCGUCGGUACCAGAAGUCCACAGAGCUGCUGAUUCGCAAGUUGCCUUUCCAGCGUCUUGUGCGCGAGAUUGCUCAAGAUUUCAAGACGGACCUUCGCUUUCAGAGUUCAGCAGUGAUGGCCCUUCAGGAGGCUAGCGAAGCGUACCUUGUUGGUCUUUUUGAAGACACCAACUUGUGCGCCAUCCACGCCAAGCGUGUCACCAUCAUGCCGAAAGACAUUCAGCUCGCCCGCCGAAUUCGCGGAGAACGCGCGUAAACCGACGCGUCAAGAAAACAAAAACGGCUCUUUUAAGAGCCACCAAAUAUUAAAAAAGUCAAUGACCAAUAAUGAAUAUUGGAUCUUCUGUGGCGUUGAGCUAAAAUUUCAGUCAAACCUUGCUAUCUGUUUAACCUUUACUUACUUAGAUCACACUGAAGCUUCUUUUGGCUCAGAAAGUGCUUUCCCAUCCUGAUAACAAAGGAAGAAAAAUAGGGUGAAAUAAGGUAGCUGCUUGUGGCUCUUCC
This is a messenger RNA of Orbicella faveolata, 1298 nucleotides long. Its product is annotated as histone H3-like. The record is from RefSeq and is a predicted model, not a curated record. NCBI's taxonomy places the organism in Eukaryota, Metazoa, Cnidaria, Anthozoa, Scleractinia, Merulinidae.